Fragaria vesca subsp. vesca is the source of this 1724-nucleotide messenger RNA. RefSeq lists its product as uncharacterized. The record is from RefSeq and is a predicted model, not a curated record. NCBI's taxonomy places the organism in Eukaryota, Viridiplantae, Streptophyta, Magnoliopsida, Rosales, Rosaceae. The transcript has 7 exons. Gene Ontology annotation, biological process: cytochrome b6f complex assembly. The coding region runs from base 196 to 1047 and encodes 283 amino acids.
AACUCCUCCUCCGCCUAAUCCUAUCAAAUUCCGUCAUCCCCUACCUCUCCUCCACCUCCGCCACUAUCGCGUUCUUAAUCGCCGACAAAUCAAUCCGAAUCGUCGACCGCGGCGUCCACUUCUCCAGCACAAACUCCUCCUCCGCGGAUUUUCCUAAGCUCUCAAAACCCAAAAAAACAAAAACAAAUACAAGAGAUGAGCUACGCAGCAACCCCUCUGUCUUUGAUUCCGUUAAUUCAGUUGAAGACCUCAACCAAAUUUCGCGCCAAAAAGAGAAGUGCCACUCUCUCACCUCGUCUUGACAACUCCAAGUCCAACUCAACAGACCCACAACUCAAUCUCUCCGUCCUCCGGUUCACACUCGGAAUACCUGGCCUGGACGAGUCCUACUUACCCAGAUGGAUCGGUUACGGGUUCGGUUCACUUUUGGUCUUGAACCAUUUUGCUGGUUCCGUUUCACCUACUCUACCACAGCUUAGAACAGAGGCCUUGGGUGUGUCUUUGGCUGCUUUCUCCAUAGCACUUCCUUAUCUUGGAAAGUUCCUCAAGGGUGCAACUCCAAUGGAUCAAACAAGUAUCCCAGAUGGGUGUGAGCAAAUGUUUCUGAUAUCAGAAACUACUUCAAAUACUCGGAAGGAGGACUUGGCUUGGGCUACGUACAUUUUGCUGCGCAAUACAAACACCAUAUCAGUGAUAAUAUCAGUUCAAGAGGAACUUUGCGUACGUGGUUACUGGAGCAUACCAGAAGAUGUCUCAAAACCAAAUGUACUUGAUUGGUUUGAGAAACAGAUCAAAAGUAUUGGCCUCUCUAACCUGAAGGAAACCCUUUACCUUCCUCAAAUUGAAGAUUUUGGACUCUGGGAGAUGCUACCCAAGGGGACUCGUUCGCUUCUUGUACAACCAGUGAUGGAUGUUUUGCACCCAAGUGAUAGUGAAAAUGAAAAGAUUCAGGGAUUUGUCUUGUUGGCUUCAAGCAUGAGGUAUGCAUAUAGUGAUAAAGAUAGAGCCUGGGCUGGAGCUCUUGCAAAGAAAUUCAGAGGCAAGUGAAAACAAUAGCUGGAUUAGAGCUCUCAUCAAAAAGCUGAAGCUGUAUCCAUGACGAUUUCUAACACCUGCAACGCCGUUUCUGUGCGACUUGAUGACAACAACUAUCCCAAUCUGGUUAUAUCUUAUGCAUCAUCAUCUUCGUGGUCAUGGUCUAUUCAAAUUUGUUGAUGGUUCAUAUCCAUGUCCAUCUCAGUUUCAAAGUGAAAAUGAUGGCACUCAUUUAGGCAAUUCUGGGCCUUAUGAGCGUUGGCUGGAGCAGGAUAGCAUUGUGAUUUGUAUCAUUACAAAUACGUUUUCUACUGAUGCACUUACUCGUGAUUGGAUGUCAAACUUCAGAAAAGGUAUGGGCUACUCUCAAGAAAAGAUAUGAUUCAAAUUCAGAAUUUCGUAUUAUGCGAUUGAAAUCAGCUAUGCAAAGUAUACAUAAAGGUUCAGAUUUUAUUGAGAAAUCUGUUAAAAUUUAAGAGUUCUAGAGAUCAAUUGGCUUGGCUGCUGUUGGUGUUAGUAUUUCAGAUCAAGAUGUUAAACUAAUGAUUCUAGCAGGGCUUCCUUGUGAGUAUAGUCAGACCAGGCAGAUUAUAAGAAGCAAAAACAAUAUUGAUUCGGAAGAUAUGAGGUAUUUGUUAUUGUCUGCUGAAGCUGAAAUUGAUUUUCAGAAUAAGGCAUUUGCAUUAUCA